GGCAGACUAUUAGGUCCCAAAACCAAACAAAACAAAAUAAAAAGAUACCCACAACACUACAGUGCGCAAUACAGAGACAGAAAGCUAUGUUCAAGGUAUGAUAAAAGAGAUCAUCAACCCACAAAGUAUAUCAAUUGAGAGAGAGAGAGAGAGAAGGGGCCAAAUAGCCAAUACUCUUCAUCACAAAUCAAAGCAAAGAUUCUUUCAGAUAUAAAUAUAUAUAGAGAGAGGGAGAGAGAGGAAGAGAUAGAGGAGAGAGAUGAUGUGUGGGAAAAAGGAAGAAGAACAAGGGGAAUGUUCUCAAAGUAUCCAAAACAACAUACAAAGCUACCAACAACAAUUACUUCUUCAACACCAUCAUCAGAUGCAGCAACAACAACAACAACAACAACAACAACAACACAACACAAAUGAUUCAUAUAUAGGAGGUAUGUCAGCAGGGAUGAUCUACCAAGAAGAAAUCUCUCCAAUCAUACCAUGGUCUUCUCUCCCACCGGGUCAUUCCUUAAACCCGGUUCAUUUCUCCUCGAACUCGGCCCGUGAUCACGACCCAUUUCUCUUCCCACCUCCACCGCCAUCACCAUAUGGAGGUUUGUUUGUAAACAGGAGACCUCAGGGUCUGCAAUUUGCAUACGAUGGUUCAUCAUCAUCGGACCACCACCUCAGGCUCAUAUCGGACACGAUUGGUACGGUGGUUCAGCCAGGCUGUUCAGCCCCGUUUGGGCUCCAAGCUGAAAUAGGUAAGAUGACUGCUCAAGAGAUCAUGGAUGCUAAAGCUCUUGCUGCUUCUAAGAGCCAUAGUGAAGCUGAGAGGAGGCGUAGAGAGAGAAUCAACAACCACCUUGCUAAGCUCCGCAGCUUACUGCCAAGCACAACCAAAACAGACAAAGCUUCAUUGCUAGCUGAAGUAAUACAACAUGUGAAAGAGCUCAAACGCCAGACUUCUGUAAUUGCCGAGACAAGUCCGGUCCCAACAGAGGUUGACGAGUUAACAGUUGAUGCAUCAUCAGACGACGACGGUCAGUUUGUGAUCAAAGCUUCACUGUGCUGUGAGGACAGGUCUGAUCUAUUGCCUGAUCUCAUAAAGACAUUGAAAGCUCUGAGACUGAGAACACUUAAAGCUGAGAUCACAACACUCGGCGGACGAGUAAGGAAUGUAUUGUUCAUUACCGGGGAUGAAAACUCCAACAGUGGCGGCGAGUCUGGCGACGAACAACAACAACAUCAGUACUCUAUAAGUUCAAUUGAAGAAGCACUUAAAGCAGUAAUGGAGAAAACAAAUGGGGAUGAGUCUUCUUCAGGGAGUGUGAAGAGACAAAGAACCAAUAUGAAUAUCCUUGAACACAGGUCUCUUUAAAUUUGCUUUGUCUCACUCACUUUUGUUUCCCCUCCUUUUUGUAUGUGCUUUUUUUGGGUGUGUUUUGUGUAUUUGGUGUGUGAUUAGAAAAAGUCUAAGUGCACAGUUGACUUUCACAGAAUAGGCUGUUGACGUGAGAUAAAAAGAUCGGUUUCGCAAGAUCUGGGCGUCAUGCGUGUGACUUAUUUUAUGAAUUUCAUCAGUGUUCCAAAUACUUUGGGUGUGAUCUUGUAUCUUCAUCACUCGUGAAAGAAAGAAUUGUUAUCUGCUCAAAAAAAUAUAUUUGAAAAAGUAUUCACAAUUAUAAUUGUAAUGUCUGGUAUAUGUGUAACUAACAACCAAAAUGAGGCUUAGGGGUUGGUUUAGUUCAUAUAGUUUGAUUUAGGUGUUUUGGUGGGUUGAUUAUGUGGGGAUUCAUGUAUUUUAAUUUUCUAGUUAAGUUCUUCUUAACUUUUUUGUUUAAAAAUUCGAGAGGGUUAAGGGUUGGUUGUUUGGCUGCGAUAGCAGUAGUAGGGGUAUUUUUAUAUUUU
Molecule: messenger RNA, 1887 nt
Organism: Camellia sinensis
Lineage: Eukaryota; Viridiplantae; Streptophyta; Magnoliopsida; Ericales; Theaceae
Product: transcription factor bHLH30
Biological process (GO): regulation of DNA-templated transcription
Molecular function (GO): protein dimerization activity; DNA-binding transcription factor activity
Source: RefSeq, a predicted model, not a curated record